Molecule: messenger RNA, 3243 nt
Organism: Hypanus sabinus (Atlantic stingray)
Lineage: Eukaryota; Metazoa; Chordata; Chondrichthyes; Myliobatiformes; Dasyatidae
Gene: apbb1
Product: amyloid beta (A4) precursor protein-binding, family B, member 1 (Fe65)
Exons: 15
Coding region: 876-3053 (725 amino acids)
Biological process (GO): regulation of DNA-templated transcription
Cellular component (GO): nucleus; cytoplasm
Molecular function (GO): transcription factor binding; amyloid-beta binding
Source: RefSeq, a predicted model, not a curated record
CUUCCCCCUCAACUUCGCCUUGCCCCUCCUCCUGUCACUCUCCCCUUAUUUCCUCCCUCUCAUCCUCCGAUUCUUUUACCCCCUCACCCUGUCCUUCUGUCCUUUCCCCUCCUGUCUCCCCUCACCCCUCCUCUCACCACCUCCCCUCCCGUCCCAUCCUCCUCCCCGUCUCCCCUCACCCACUCCGUUAUCCUCCCCCUCAUACCCCCUUCCCCUCCCCCUUGUAUCCCCUUCCCCACCCAUCCACCAUAACUCCCCACCCUUCAACCCGUCAUACCCCACCCUCUCCCUUUCUUCUGUUUCUCCCCCUCCAGUUCUCUCAUUGCUUCUCUUCAGGCUAUCACCACUCUCACCUCUGCCCUCGCCCCAUCCUCAAACCCCUGUCCAAUUUUCCCAUCUUUCCACUGCAGACCCUUCCCCUACUCCUCUCUCACUCAGGACCCAGUCUCCAGCCUCAUCUCAUUCCUCUAAAUCUCCAGCCCCAUCCAACUGUCCAUUCUGACCCCACACAACCUUCCCCAUCUUCCUCCCCCACAUUUCCCAUUUUCAACCCAGCACUGACUGUAACCCUGCCCUGCAGUGCAAUCCACUCCCCUCCCUCGGACCCCUGGCACCUAUCGCUCCCACAGCCUGCCCCAGCACCCACACAUCUCUAUCCCCCAAACCUCACCUGAAUGCGUUCUGAGCAGUUAGGUGUUGAUCGAUUUGGAGGGGAAGGAAUUAACUGCAACACAGGGAGGGGUGGGCUUGGAUUUUCCUAUUGCUCCAGUCCGGAGCGAAUGAGGAGGAGUAAGAUCCCGUGAGCAGCAUCGCAGCCCUCAGUCCCCGCAAACGCGAGCAGUGAGCAGAGUGAUCCAGGGACCUCGUCAGCCGCUAUGGCAAACCAGACUGACGUGGUCAACGUGAAUGGCUGCAUGGCUCCUUCGCUGACCCUUGACCUGCGGUCCUCCCACAAUGAGCUGCUCAACGCGGACCUGAGGCGCUGUGGCCAGCCCAAGGGCCGCAAGGUUUACGCGUCAACGGACCUGCAGGCCGCCAUGGGGCUGGCUGCGGACGCCAACUCCAAGUGGGUGAAGGAUGGGCGGAACCAGAUGCGCAAGGCAGCAGAGCAUGAGAGACAGGACCAGAACCGCAACAUCACCAACAAGGGAGGAGAAGAGGGGGACGAGAUGAGCAAGGAACAGGCACCAUCUCCGGCCAAGUUUGCUGAGCCUGUCCCCAGCAGGAGCAACGGUUUCCUCAGUUACUACAUGGGGCUGGAGUUGUCCCUGGAGGGCACAUCCCAGAACCUGGACACUCAGCAGUCCUCGCACCUCAACCAGCAUCGAGGGGAUGGUGAGAGCUGCCCAGUGCAGGCGGGAGGACAGCUCACUGCGAAUGGGGAGCAAACAGCAGCCGAUGCUGGCCACAGUAGGUUGGACCUUCCCCUGGAGGGCCCCUCCGAUGACAGGAAGGGGUCCUGCCUCUUCUUCGGGAUGAGGAAUACCGCCGCCAGUGAUGAAGACUCCAGCUGGACCAGCCUGUCCCAGGGCAGUGUGUCCUGGAGUUCACCUGACGACAUUGAUCCCAUUUGGAAUCGGAACUCAUUUGAGACAGAUGCGGAUUUGCCAGCAGGCUGGAUGAGGGUGCGCGACACGUCAGGCACCUACUACUGGCACAUUCCCACAGGGACCACACAGUGGGAGCCACCAGCUCUCAUCGGCGAACAAGAUGGCUCCCGAAAACCGUCUGCCAUGUCACAGUGCACCACCCCCUCGGAGGAGCCGCAGCUGACGUGGACUGGUUUCUCUGCAGGCGAUAAGUGUGAUGAUGCCAACGUUUGGAAGGAGGUGCCAACCCCAGCCGAGACCACAGAUACCAGCCUGAAGGACUUUGAGGGGGCAACAUUACGAUACGCAUCAUUAAAUCUUCGAGGCCCAGAAGAUGAGGAAAAUGCCAAAAGGGUCAUCAAUAUUGAGGAUGAGUCAAAGUGCUUUGCGGUCCAGUCGCUGGGCUGGGUGGAGAUGCUGGAGGAGGACCUGGCUCCGGGGAAGAGCAGCGUCGCUGUCAACAACUGCAUCCGCCAACUCUCCUACCACAGGAGCAACUUGCACGACGGAGCGGGCACCUGGGGUGAGGGGAAGGAGAUGCUGCUGCUGUUGGAGAACGAUACUUUGAACCUGGUCGACCCUGGCAGCCACAAUUUGCUGCACACGCAGCCCAUCGUCAACAUACGUGUGUGGGGUGUCGGCCGUGACAAUGGGCGGGACUUCGCCUAUGUGGCGAGGGACCGUUUGACCCGAGUGCUUAAGUGUCACGUGUUUCGCUGUGAUAGCCCGGCCAAGGCCAUUGCCACUCGGCUCCAUGAGGUCUGCUCCAAGAUUAUGGCGGAUAGGAAGGAUACCAAGUCCUCGAUGAAUGGAUUGCUCUUUGACCAUUCCAAACUUGUCGACGUCCCCUUCCAAGUGGAGUUCCCGGUGCCCAAGAAUGAAUUGGUCCAGAGGUUCCAGGUGCUGUAUUUGGGGAAUAUCCCGGUGACCAAACCUGUCGACAGGAGGAGCGUCUGGAGGGUAGGGCUGGGAGCCAGGCCAGACUCAGUGCUGCACAGAUCAGGUAUGGAUGUAAUUAACAGUGCUCUGGAGAGUACAACAGUGAAUACUAGCAGAGAGAGCUGGACUCCUGUUGUUGUCAACGUGGCAUCUGCAACAGUCACUAUCGUCAGUGAGGAGGCCGGUGAGGUUCUGUCCGAGUGUCGAGUGCGUUUCCUCUCAUUCAUGGGGGUAGGACGAGACGUCCACUCCUUUGCCUUCAUUAUGGCGUCUGGCCCCGACCAGUUCGAUUGCCACAUGUUCUGGUGCGAGCCCAACGCUGCGGGGCUGUCCGAGGCUGUACAGGCUGCCUGCAUGCUACGUUACCAGAAGUGUCUAGACGCUCGUCCCCCUGGGCCAGGCUCUCCCCCCACCGUGCCGUGUGCAGACUCUGUCGCCAGGAGGGUCGGCUCCAGUGUCAGGAAGGGAGUGCAGUCCCUGCUGGGCUCACUCCGACCCAAACGCUCCGGCUCUCAGACCCCCUGAGAACACGUCCACCUCGGAUCGAGCGAGUCACAGUCUCCCAGCCAACCCCUCUGUUCAGCACUGUCAUUGUCCCAACCCCUCAGCCCUACUGACCCCCAGCCACACAGACUGGAACGUGCCUUUCCCUGGUUAGUGUGACAACAACCUGCAACCUGUAACCUCAGCUUUCCCUUCCCUCCCUACCCCACCC